CAUGUGAAUGUAACUCGCCAUAUGUGAAAUGUCUACGAUUCUUUUGCCAGAAAAAUCGAGUUUUUAGGUAUCCUAUGACAGGGUUUGAUAGCAGACAGCAGUUAUGGUAAUUAUAUGGUAAUUUUGUGAUUGGCUUAUUCCACGCGGAAUUGUGAGCGGUCAGUUCACUUCCUUACUGCGUGUGUGGGAGAGAGAGCCAGCGUGUCGGACCUCAAGUCAACACCGAUAGAGUUAGAGGCGUUUCGGGGGGACAGUUUUGCUAACAGCGGUGAUCUGAGUGCCACCAGUGGUCAAGUGGCAGCGUUAGAGCUAUCUGGGUAGUGGUUGGAGGAUUUGGAACGAUCAGUGGUGGGAAAUAAAGGGAAGAUGUCGGCGGCAGAGAGACCCUCUACGUCCGCUGCCUCCACCGAGCGCACCGCCGGGGAUCGAGACCGGGAGCGAAGUUCCCAAAAGGACAACAACAUGAAGUUCUUGAAACAGAACGGCCGAUCCCUCAGCACCAGUGCCAAGAGGAUCCAGAGAGAACUCGCCGAGAUCACACUCGACCCACCCCCCAAUUGCAGUGCUGGUCCAAAAGGAGACAACCUGUAUGAAUGGGUGUCCACCAUCCUGGGGCCACCUGGGUCUGUGUACGAGGGCGGAGUUUUCUUCCUGGACAUCCACUUCUCACAAGACUAUCCCUUCAAACCUCCUAAGGUGACAUUCCGGACUCGUAUCUACCACUGUAACAUCAACAGCCAAGGUGUGAUCUGUCUGGACAUACUGAAGGACAACUGGAGCCCCGCCCUCACCAUCUCCAAAGUCCUGCUGUCCAUCUGCUCACUGCUAACUGACUGCAAUCCAAGUGACCCCCUGGUUGGCAGCAUAGCCACUCAAUACACAAACUCCAGAGAAGAGCAUGAUAGGAUAGCUCGCCAAUGGACCAAGAGAUAUGCCACAUAAAGCCACGAGAACUGCCGCCAAUUUUGCCCAAAUGUACAUGUAGCUAGUAAAACAAUUUCCUACAUGAACUGCUUUAGUUACAUGUGAAUUGUAAUCUGCAUACUAUAGAGAAGACUGUUGGAAGAGUAAGAAAAGUAAAGUUUUGGAAAAUGAAAAAAAAAAAAGCAAUCUCGUCUUGCCGUUUUGUAGCCAUGCACUAACUAGAAGUUACUAGUAAUAUAGACUAGUUGUAUGAAGGUUGUUAAUUGUAAUAGAAUGUGAUCAUGAGAGUAGAUGCUUGACUGUUUGACGUCAAAAUGAUGUACAUGAAAACUUGCCUAUACAUUUCAGCAGUCUGAUUCUGAAACAUUUUUGUUACUUAAAUUGCCUUUUUCUUUACAUGAAUGCUCUCUAACCGUAUUGUGAUAUUUCCCAAGUUUCCAAAGAUGUCACGGCAAUAGUGAGACAAUUUUUGACAGAUUUAGUGUUUCCAUUGUUUUUUUUGGGAGAACCGAAGAGUUAUUCAAAUAUUGUAAGAGAGAGCCCAACAAAAUCAGUCCAUUCAGGUUUAAGUGGAGCUUUUCCAUGGGUAGAGUGGAAUAUGGUUAUGGAAAAACAAUAGAUGUAGCAUCACGAAGAUAAAUGCCUUCAGAUGCAUUUUCAACCUCACUGAUAUUAUCAGAGUAAACUCAUAUUCACAUACAAUCUGUCAUCACGAAUGUAAGGACAUAGAUUUUUUUAUCAAUGGUAUUACAUUUAUUUAGUUGUUGUACUGUAAGCUAUUGAAUGUGUAUGCAGUCCUUGCAGCCAUACUCGUUAACAGGUGGCAGUCGUAAUGUCUUAUACAAUGGCAUUGUAGUUGUUUGUUUAGGAAAUUCCAUUGGAAUACAAAAUUUGAUGGAGAAAUUCCCUACCAUUAGCACGGCGAUCCAGGUAUAUUAGUGAAGAUGUGAUAUAUUUUGCCAAAGACGUUUGCUCAUUUGUGCUAAAAGUAUCUUUUUUAGAUUUGCAAAUGUGGGUAUAGCCAAUCAAUGAAAACUCAGAUGGUUUCUAGUUGUACGUCCCUGCCUAUAUGCUAGCACAUAUUGCCUGCCCUGUUCAAAGGUAUAAAAGAAUGCUGACCAUCUGAAAAUUUGUAACACCAUUUGGUUUAUGUAGGGUGAAGCAGAAAAGAAACAUUUUGUAGAUUUAGAAUAAGGGAAAUGCUACGUACAUUUUUUGAUAUGAUGUUUUUCUUAUAAGUUAGUGAAUACAACUUUUUUCAUGUCAUUAAGUGCAUUACAUACUUCACAACUGCUAGCACUACAGUAUUUAUUCCUAUGUCAUUAUUUUAACCUUUAUGGUGCUGUAUGGACUGUAGCCAUUGAUUCAUUGUCAGAUUGUCUAAACUAAACUGCAAUAAUUGUGGAUUCAUGCCAAGCAGUUGGACUGUACGUCCCCUUUAUCAGACUGAUGUAUUUAUUGUAAAUAAAUGUU
Messenger RNA from Branchiostoma belcheri (Belcher's lancelet), 2397 nucleotides. Its product is annotated as ubiquitin-conjugating enzyme E2 E2-like. NCBI's taxonomy places the organism in Eukaryota, Metazoa, Chordata, Leptocardii, Amphioxiformes, Branchiostomatidae. The transcript is spliced from 5 exons. Gene Ontology annotation, cellular component: nucleus. Bases 367 to 942 code for a protein of 191 amino acids. Gene Ontology annotation, biological process: protein polyubiquitination. The record is from RefSeq and is a predicted model, not a curated record. Gene Ontology annotation, molecular function: ubiquitin conjugating enzyme activity.